Molecule: messenger RNA, 4312 nt
Organism: Neodiprion fabricii
Lineage: Eukaryota; Metazoa; Arthropoda; Insecta; Hymenoptera; Diprionidae
Product: transmembrane protein 165
Exons: 7
Coding region: 721-1596 (291 amino acids)
Biological process (GO): calcium ion transmembrane transport; Golgi calcium ion homeostasis; manganese ion transmembrane transport
Cellular component (GO): Golgi apparatus
Molecular function (GO): calcium ion transmembrane transporter activity; manganese ion transmembrane transporter activity
Source: RefSeq, a predicted model, not a curated record
UUCUUUACAGAUUUGAUUUAAUCACUCGCCGAUUAUCGAUACGAAUGAAUAGAACAUGAUAAUUUUGCAUUUCAAAUACCAGUUACCUAUGAACGUUUCAAUUGUACAAUAACAGGCAUUGGGAUCGACGAAGUGCAGGGGACCUACAACAUUUGGGUCUGAUAAGCGGAGAACGCACGACUCAAUAUCUGUAAUUUCAUCGGUUUUUAGGAUUUUGAUUUUGGACAGGUCUGAGAUUGAACCCAGAAGCGUUUUCGUCUACGAACAUUUCUAAUAAAACUUGUUUUAAAGAAAUAAGAAUCGCUCGCAACGCCGUCUAUUGAUAAAACGACGAACAAGAAGAGGAAAAUACAUAUGAACGCGAUACUCAUGAAUUACUAUAGAACUCUUUCAUGAAUUACUGUGCGUGUGAUCUCCAUCAAUAUUUGCACUGGUAUACAAUCUACGAUUGAUUAACUCUGAAAAAACUAGCCGUAUAAUAGUUUUUACCACGAUUCUUACAAUUAUGGACUGUUGUAAAUUCACGAUAAAUGUCACGUGAUUUUUACGUGAAUAAAGAGAGCGUGCGAAUGGAGUUUUAAACUAUUGUAUUGAAAUAUCACAUGUAUUCGUCGUGUAACCACAUCGAUCUUUAUGUCGGUGUGAAUUGUUUGCACGCCACGUUUUAAAUCUACGGAUCCACGUAUAUAUCCCCAGGUUAUAGAGCUACAACAAUACAAAAUGUACCCCAAUAUUGGACUCCGAAAUGUCAUUUCACUUGGCAUAUUUAUUUCAUACCUAACCUCCGUUGUUUUUGCCGAAAAAUCGCCCUUCGAAGAUGUGGGCCAGACUUUUGCAAGCUCUUCAAUGAAUUCCGCUGACACAACGUCCACUCAGCCUAAAGGCAACUUAGGUCUGUUACAUGCCUUUGUUGCCUCGCUCUCUGUCAUCGUUGUCUCUGAACUUGGGGACAAAACUUUCUUCAUCGCAGCUAUCAUGGCUAUGCGACAUCCACGACUUACUGUUUUUUCCGGUGCUAUAAGUGCCCUCGCUUUGAUGACUGUUCUAUCUGUUGUAUUCGGUUAUGCCGCAACCAUAAUUCCACGAGCUUAUACCUACUACAUUUCUACCGCUCUUUUCGCACUGUUUGGUCUGAAGAUGCUACGCGAUGGUUACUACAUGUCGCCAAACGAAGGUCAAGAAGAACUGGAAGAGGUGCAGUUAGACUUACGGAAAAGAGAGGAUGAAUAUGAAAAAGAAGCCAGUACUAGUAUCGUCCAGGAUCCAGAAACUGGAGUAAUUAGGAAAACAACAAAAUCGAACAGCGUAUGGUUACUAAUCUCGAGAAUUUUCAUACAAGCUUUCACUCUCACAUUUGUUGCGGAAUGGGGAGAUCGUUCGCAACUCACUACAAUCAUCCUUGCAGCUCGAGAGGAUGUUUACGGUGUCACAUUAGGUGGAAUUUUAGGACAUGCAUUUUGCACAGGAUUGGCUGUCCUUGGUGGGCGUAUGAUAGCACAAAAAAUAUCAGUUCGAACAGUUACAAUUAUCGGAGGUGUAGUAUUUCUGCUGUUCGCGAUAACCGCAUUAUUUGUUAAUCCAACGGAAGAUGUGUAGGCAUUAGAAGACUUAAUUGAAAGAAUGCAGCCUAUUAAUAAUUUAUGAUAAUGUUAUGUGUUUAUGACGUUAAACACAGUAUGAAAUAGUGUUAAACAUCGCAUCUAUACAGUAAAAUUGUUGCCAUUUUUACUAACCGUUGUCACAUCGUAUUUCUAGUAUUUUUUAAUUAUACACUAAAGUGUAUGUACAUACAUGCCUUUCUAGAGAGCAAAGCGUUACCUGAUCCUAUCACUACGGGCCGUUAUUUAGAGAACACUGUGAUUAUUUUUUAGUCAUAAGGACUGCAGAUAAAAUCAUUUUUCUGCACGAAUAUUCCAUUCUGGUGAAGAUAAUACAUACUGCAUAGCAUUUUUACGCCAAACGUGAAUCCACGAUGAUAUAUACUUGGGUGCGCAAGUAUAAAACGCAACACUACUGUGAAUGGAGUUAAUACUCUAGAAUGAUUUAUAUUUUUACUCACCAACGUUGCUCCAGUGAAAAGAUAUGAUUUUGUGUAACCAAUAAUAAAGGUGUCGUCGGUAUUGAUUCCAUUGCUGUCAAUGCUGUUCUAUAAAUUUUAUACUUAUUGUGUAAAGUUUUAUCAAUAGCAUAACAGAUUGGAUCUAUUUUUCUUCCUAUUUGUAUCAUUUUACUUUAUAUGUAUUAUAUUUUUCUAACUAAAAUGAACAAAGUAUUAAUGAUUUAUUUUUACUGUAAACUCAACCAACGAAAUAAAUAUUUCUAGUAAUCAUCAUCAGUGAGUGGAAUAUAUAUUGCUUUCAGAGUUCUGGUAAGAUACUCAACUAUGACUUAUAAUAUUACUGCACCAGAUUUCAUAGGCACAAUGUACAUAAAUAGUUGAUCUUCUACCUUUGAGAUUCAUUAAUUUCCACUUACCGUGCGUGAUGUAAAAGUAUCUUUAUGUUAAAUGAGUGAUUUAUAAUUUUGCACCACCCAAAUAAUGAAUAAAAAUGUGGCGUUCAAAUUUUGCGUGACUUCAAAAUGAUAUAUGUAUGUAAAUUAAAAGCCAAAUGAUUUAUUAGGAAAAUAACAUAAUUUUAAAUCAGUUACAAAAUCAGUCUCAAAUCACCAACUACCUUUUCACGUAUAUACUUUUAAUUGCUUCUGUAAUUUACUCAUAAAUACCAUUAAUAUCAUAACACAUCAACAAUACAUCAUUUAUAGUAGUGUCAACUAUACACAACUACUGAGGAAAUAGAUCAAAACAGCUACUGUUAAUCUCGCAUUGGACGUCGAGGAUAUAAUGUUAGGUACGUGAUUAUAGACUGUUUGCUAUACUUUGUAAUCCAGUUACUUAAGCACUGCAACGCUGAAAGAGAUUUUUUACACAUAAAAUAUUCAAGUUUAUUAAUGUACGUAACUUUCCCUCAAACAUUUGGUUUUCACGUUUCAAAUUGUAUGACAAUCGGUAAAAUUCCAUGUACAGAAUGUAAAAUCUUAAGUAAACUUGUAAGUGUUGAAUAUGCCGCCGCAUUAUCCUCUAAGGCUUACCUAAAAUAUUACUGAAGUAUACAGAGAGUUUUCUCAUGUUUGGUUUGAUUGAUCCGGUGGCGGUUUACACUGGGCCUCUAGAUUCCGUAAUCUCUCAAGCCUGGACAUAGGAUCCAUCAUAGUUUUUUCUUCUGCAAGAGAUCUAGGAACUCCAGAAAUAUCUGGAAAAAGUUAAUAUUCCACCACUGAUCGCCUUAAGCAAUAAACUGAUUUUUACGUAAUUGUUCUGCAUAAUUCAUAUAUUGAAAUUACCAGAAAUACCUGUGGCAUAUUGAUUAUUUGUCUGUAAAAUAGGGGUUUGACUUUUUCUUGCUUGGUCAAUAUCUCGCAACCCCUGUUCGAUGUAGUCUUGGAAAAACUGAUGAGAUUUAAGUAGGAAUGGUUGCACAUAAAUAUCCGCCUCCGGAUACUGCAGUUUAAAAUCAUACAGUUGUGCAAGCCCCUAAGGAAAAUUCGCAUUUGUGUAUUGAGUACAUCAAUUUCCAAGCAACUGUUAAACGUCAAUAUUGUAAGUAAUCAUCUUUUCAUGUCUACCUCUUGUGUAUGAUGUUUUGAUCCAAUUUUUUUAAAUAUUUCAGACAACUGCUGAUGUGUUAAUUUAGACAAGUGCUUUUGUGUUCUACCAACGGUAGCAGACUUUGAUGACGCUCGCGACUGUGUAUUAGUGUCAUCUGGUUUCAGUGUCUGAAAAUAAUUUUUUGAGAUAAAUAUUUUUGUUCGCAGUAAACUCAUAGUGCAACAAGCAAUUUCCAACACAUUGUAUCAACUCACCGCAACAAGCCUUAUAAGGUAAGAAUACAAUUCCGACUCGUCUUUGUUGGUUAUUAAGCUCAUGUGAUUUAAAAUGGCAUUUCCUUUUACUCGGGUCAUGCUAUGAAGUACUGUUUUAACCGUGCGCAGGGCAGUAUCGGAUCUUCUCUUCUUCCACCACGUGGUUGGAUAAUCCUUUAAAUUGAACAAAUCGUAAGUUGCAUUUAACGGAAAAAUUAAACAGCACGAAUCAGAAGUAACGUAAAUUUGGUGUACUAAAAUCUUACUAUUAUGUGGAGAUUACUUACUUUCAGGAAAUAGUGUACUUCUCGAAGAAUUGGAUCGUAAUCUAAAUCUGCAGCCCAGCUUGGCAUAAUCUUAACUAUUUUCCAUAAACACUUCAUUACCAAUUCUUCGUAUUUUGGAAGUGCAUUAGAUUGUGCACAACCGUGAAGUAGUUUUAUCAGAACAC